Molecule: messenger RNA, 1611 nt
Organism: Candidozyma pseudohaemuli
Lineage: Eukaryota; Fungi; Ascomycota; Pichiomycetes; Serinales; Metschnikowiaceae
Gene: POB3
Product: FACT complex subunit
Exons: 1
Coding region: 1-1611 (536 amino acids)
Cellular component (GO): FACT complex; nucleus
Molecular function (GO): nucleosome binding; DNA binding; histone binding
Source: RefSeq, a predicted model, not a curated record
AUGGUCAACACAGACUUUGAAAAAAUCUACCUCAACCAGUCCCGGUUGACGGGGCGGAUGCGUAUUGCUGACUCUGGUCUUGGUUGGAAGGCAGCCCAGCUGGGCGAUGCGGCCAACAACCAGCCUUUUCUUUUGCCCUCUGAAGAGAUCCUCACUGCUCACUGGUCGAGAGGCUCCAGAGGCUACGAAUUGAGGGUGCAGACGAAAAACCAGGGUGUUGUUUCGCUCGAUGGCUUUGAUCAGGAGGAUUUUGCCAAGAUGAAGCAGGAGCUACAAAGGAACUUCCAGAUUGCCUUGGAGCACAAGGAACACUCGUUGAGAGGCUGGAACUGGGGUCAGACCGACUUGGCCAGAAACGAGUUGGUGUUCCAGGUCAACAACAAGCCUUCGUUUGAGCUUCCAUACUCGGAAAUCACAAACUCGAACUUGACGGGUAAAAACGAGGUCGCGGUGGAGUUCAACUUGGGCAACGACAGUAAGGCCGGUGACGAAUUGGUGGAAAUGAGAUUCUACAUCCCAGGUGUCGUUGAAAACGAGACCACCAAGACCGUGGAAGGUGAAAAUGGCGAGAAGCAGCAGCAGGAAGAGACCGAAGAGGUCAGCGCUGCCUCUGUCUUCUACGACCAGCUCAAGGACAAGGCAGACAUCGGCCAGGUUGCCGGCGAGGCCAUUGUGUCGUUCAGCGAUGUGUUGUUCUUGACCCCAAGAGGCCGUUACGAUAUCGACAUGUACGCCACGUCUUUGAGAUUGCGUGGUAAGACGUACGAUUACAAGAUCCAGUACAAGCAGAUCGAGAGAAUUUUCUCGUUGCCUAAGCCCGAUGACGUACACCACUUGAUAGUCUUGCAGAUCGAUCCGCCAUUGAGACAAGGUCAAACCAAGUACCCAUUUUUGGUGUUGCAAUUCUCGAGAGAGGAGGAGACUGAGUUGGAGUUGAACUUGGCGGACGAUGUGUACGAGUCCAAGUACAAGGACCGUUUGAAGAAGAAGUACGACACACAGACGCACUUGGUGAUGGCCCACUGCUUGAAAGGCUUGAUGGAGCGCCGCUUGAUUGUGCCCGGCUCGUUCCAGUCUCGUUUCAUGCAAGCCGGUGUUGCAUGUUCGUUGAAGGCAUCCGAGGGCUACUUGUACCCAUUGGACCGGUGUUUCUUGUUCGUGACAAAGCCUACAGUGUACAUUCCUUACUCUGAGGUGAGCAAUGUCACCAUGUCACGUACAGGCGGAGGAGUUUCAGCCUCGCGUACGUUUGAUUUGGAAGUCAACUUGAGAGGCUCAGGUCCCUCGCAUGUUUUUGCCAAUAUUGACAAGGAGGAGCAAGAAUCUGUGGAAAGAUUCUGCCUGGAGAAGGGCUUGCGUGUGAAGAAUGAGGAGAAGAUGGCUAAAGCCAUGUUGGCUAAAGCUAUGAACGAAGAGGAUGACGACGACGACGAUGCCGAUGUGGAUAUGGGCAGCGCCGGCGACGACGAGAGUGACGAGGACGGAGACUUUGGCUCUGGAUCCGAUUCCGACGUUGCAGAGGAGUUUGACUCGAACGCCUCCGCCUCCGAGUCGGACGAAGCAAUGGGCGACGUUGACGAGCGUCCUCCCAAGAAAAAGACCAAGAACUAA